Phialemonium atrogriseum is the source of this 1833-nucleotide messenger RNA. RefSeq lists its product as uncharacterized. NCBI's taxonomy places the organism in Eukaryota, Fungi, Ascomycota, Sordariomycetes, Cephalothecales, Cephalothecaceae. The record is from RefSeq and is a predicted model, not a curated record. Gene Ontology annotation, molecular function: oxidoreductase activity, acting on CH-OH group of donors; flavin adenine dinucleotide binding. Bases 76 to 1818 code for a protein of 580 amino acids. The transcript has 2 exons.
GUCCCAGUCUCAGUGUCAGUCUCAGACUCAGCAGAGCAGAACGGAGUAGCUCAUUUCGACUGUCUUUGCUGCAUCAUGACUCUUAUUGGUUCCGCACUCCUUUCGCUGCUCGCCCUCGCGGCAGGCGCUGCAGCCGCGCCGGCAGCUGACAGCAGCAAAGCCAAGCCGGCUGAUUACAUCCUCGUUGGUGGAGGACCUGCAGGCUUUGUGCUCGCCGAGUAUCUGACCCGGGACCCCAAGGUCAAGGUGGUUCUCCUCGAGGCCGGGGCUGAUGCCAGCACCAACCCGGCAGUCACAACCCCCGGCCAGUUCUUCUUUACUCAGGAGUGGAUGUGGCCCUACUUCUCGCAGCCCGACCCCAACCUCAAUGGCCUGACCCCCAACCUGGUGCAAGGCCGAGCCCUGGGCGGCGGAACUGCCGUCAAUGCCAUGCUGUACUGCAGAGGCGCCGCUUCCGUCUUUGACGAAUGGGCAGAGAUCUCUGGAAACAAGGGCCUGAAAUGGAACUCCAUGCUGCAGUCCUUCAAGGCAACCACCCACUGGCAAGGCGACCCCGACAUCCAGUACAACCAGCCGCUCAACACCAGCUCAUUCGGCAACGGUCCCUUGGAAAUCAGCCGGCAGCGCGAGCUGCUCACCUUCGACAAGCCAUUCGCAGACAAGCUUGCAGACACAUUCCAACUUCCCCAGAUCGACUUCGCUUCCGGCGGCGGCAUCGGCGUCUCCCAAGGAAUCGAAUCAAUCCGUGCCUCCAACGCCACCCGAUCCGAUGCGUACAACACCUUUGGAUAUCUAGCCAACACCCGGCCCAACUUCGAGCUCCACCACGAUGCCUGGGUCUCCAAGAUCGGCUUCACCGGCAAGACAGCCGACCGGGUGACCUACAACGACACCCUGACCGGCACGAUGCACACCAUCCGCGGCAGUGAGAUCGUCGUCACGGCGGGCGCAAUCAACAGCCCGCAGCUGCUCAUGCUUUCGGGCGUGGGCCCGGCAGCUCGCCUCCGCCAGCUCGGCAUCCCCGUCGUCAAGGACUUCCCGGAGGUCGGCCAGAACCUGAUUGACCACCACUACGCCGUGCUGCAGUACGAAGCCAAGCAAGAAGUCGACAGCUUCUGGCAGCUGUACUCCAACUCGACGCGAUCGGCCAUCGAGCAGGCUCGCUACGCCCAGAACGGCGACGGGCUGCUGGGCAACAUCUGCGGCGACGUGUUCGGGGCGUUCCGGCUACCGGACUCGGUCUUCGCGGGCAAGGGCAACUUCCACAAGAAGCUGCCGGCGGACCGGCCGCACAUGAUCUACGAGUACUUUGCCGGGCCCUUCCUCGAGAACAGCCCCGACGUCAGCAUCCUGUCGGCAUUCGCGGCCGUGGUGCAGCCCGAGAGCAAAGGGUACCUGACGCUCGCGUCGGCCGACUACCGCGACGCGCCGCUCAUCCACUCCAACUACUGGGGCACGGCGGCCGACAAGGCGGCCAUCAUCCACGGGUACAAGAAGCUGCGCGACCUGAUGCGGUCGCCCGAGCUGGGCCGCUACACGGUGCGUGAGCUGUUCCCCGGCGACCAAGCCGUCAGUGACGAGGCUAUCUGGGAGGCCAUCCAGCAGAGCUCGUCCAGCUGGCAUCAUCCCGUUGGCACGACGGCGUUGGGCAAGGUGCUGGAUGCUAACUGGAGGGUCAAGGGACUCAAGGGGCUGCGUGUUGUAGGCACGAGUUCGGUGCCGAAGAUUACCACGUGUGCUACCCAGGCUACCGCGUAUGCCAUUGGUCAUCGCGCUGCGCUGGAUAUCGCUGCUGCUGAUCGUGUCUGUAAGAAAUAAGAGGUGUAAGGUGGG